GGCGCCAUGGGCGAGGCGGCCGUGCCCUGCCGGGUGCAGUACCUGGAGGACGCCGAUCCCUUCGGCUGCGGCAGCUUCCCGGAGCCGCGGCGGGCGCCCGUGUUCGCCGUGGCCGAGGCGGAGGCGCUGGGCGCGCAGCUGCCCGCGCUGCACCGGCUGCUGGCCGCGCCGCUGCCGCUGGAAGACUGCACCCUGCAGGUUUCGCCAUCCGGACACUACCUGGACCUUGAUUUGUCCUUGCUGGAGCAGAAGGAUGACCUGGAGGGGUUCUACGAGGAGGUCAAAAAGGGAAGGCGACCGACUUUGAUUCUGCGCACGCAGCUCUCCGUCCGAGUCCAUGCCAUCAUCGAGAAGCUGUACAACUCCCAGGGGCCGGAGCUGCGGCGAUCCCUCUUCUCCCUCAAGCAGCUCUUUCAGGAGGACAAGGACCUUGUGCCAGAGUUUGUCAACAUGGAWGGGCUGACGUGCCUGAUCAAAGUGGGGGCAGAAGCUGAUCAGAACUACCAGAACUACAUCCUCCGGGCACUGAGCCAGAUCAUGCUCUUUGUGGAUGGGAUGCAGGGCGUCAUCAACCACAUUGAGACCGUCCAGUGGCUCUACACGCUCUCCGGCAGCCCAUAYCGCCUGGUGGUGAAGAUGGCGCUGAAGCUGCUACUGGUGUUCGUGGAGUACACGGAGCCCAACGCCCAGCUCCUCAUCCAUGCUGUGAACACCKUGGAUCAGGCAAGAGGCACGUGUCCGUGGUCAAACCUCAUGGCAAUCCUGGAGCAGCGCAACGGAGCUGACACAGAGCUGCUGGUGUUCGCCAUGACRCUCAUCAACAAGACGCUGGCUGCCCUCCCAGACCAGGACUCCUUCUAUGACGUGACGGACUGCCUCGAGCAGCAAGGCAUGGAAAGAGUGGUGCAGCAGUACCUGAGCAGCAAGGGCACCGACCUCGACCUGAAGCAGCAGUUCCUGCUCUAUGAAAGUGCCCUCAAGCUGGAAGACGGCGUCGAGGAGCCGCAGCCGGGGGGACGCAAGGAGCGCAGGAAGACGGAUGAAGGGCGGCGCGGGUGGCGCUCCCAGGGCAGCGGAGCAGAGCCCAGCUCUGGCACCGGCUCCCCAAGCACCAACCAUGAGGUCCAGCAGCUGCUGGAGUCUCCCAGUGACGUGAAGAAGCCCCCCGCUGAGGACAGCCAGGCUCCCCUGGGGACGGAUGAGCCGAACAGCCCGUCAGGGACCUCCAAGAGCAUCUACAACAGCACGGCCAGCAUGUGCCUGGCACUGUCCUCGCCUCCAGCCGAGAAGGAGCAGCCGCUGGGCCUGGGCGAGAGAAGCAUUUACAAAGCUCGCUUUCUGGAGAACUUGGCAGCAGCCCAGAAGGAGAAGAUCUCUUCCAUGACCAAAGGAAGACUCGAUAUCCUCAGCGAUGCUACGCAGGAGCAUCCUCUUGCUCUUGCUUGGGAUGGGAACAGGAGCGUUGCUGAGCGUAGCACGGAGCCACAUGGCAAAAGGUCCUGGGCGGGCCAGCAGGAUACCCCCGACUCCUGCAGUGCCAUCUCCUCCGACACCAAGUUUAUGCUGGAUAUGCUAUAUGCUAAAAGUUCCUCAGAGCCAGGACGGGAGCAGGUCUUCCCCACGGGGCCAAUGUCCCUCCAACACCAGGACAAGGCAGAGACGGAGGCUGAAGAUGUUGAGGGACACGGCCACCAGGAACAGGAUAGCACACGGCUUCACAACAGGGCUCCAGAUGGGCCUGUUGCCAAUGCCCAUGCUCUCUUGGCACGGGCCAUGUCAAACAUUGAUGUGGAGACCCACACAAAGAAAAUGGAGAACACAUUGAUGACACCCAUCAAAAAGGACUCGGAGCUCACUUGGGAGCGCCUGGAGGCCUGCCCUGUGCAGCUAAAGAUCAAGGACUUGGACUUCACUGACCUGGGGGAAGAGGAAGACUUUGAUGUCCUGGACACAGGGUCCAUAACUAAUGGCUCCUUCCAUCCUCAUGGCAUUGAGGCAGCGAGUGCUGGAGCCCUCAUGGCUCCCCCUCCACCUCCUGUGAUCCCUGGCUGCCCUCCACCGCCACCUCCACCUCCUGUCAUCCCUGGCUGCCCACCACCUCCACCUCCACCUCCUGCAGCCCCUGGCUGCCCUCCACCUCCACCUCCACCGCCCACCAUCACCAGCUGCCCUCCACCGCCACUGGGGCCUCUGGGCUCCUUGGUGACAGAUGGCCCUUCCCAGGCUAAAAAGAAGAGGACAGUGAAGCUCUUCUGGAAGGAGCUAAAGCAGCUGGAUGACACCGCGGGGCCAGGCAGGUUUGGCCAGGGGACACUGUGGGCAUCUCUGCAGAGAGUUGAGGUCAAUGCUGACAGACUGGAGCAUCUUUUUGAGUCCCGAUCAAAAGAAGUGCCAGCUUCUAAGAAGGCAGUCGAUGGGAAGAAGGUGGUGGUGGUGUUGGAUCCCAAGAGGAGCAACGCCAUCAACAUUGGCCUCACGGUGCUGCCUCCUGUGCAUAUCAUAAAAACAGCUGUGCUCAAUUUUGACGAGUUUGCAGUCAGUAAGGAAGGGAUCGAGAAAAUCCUGACCAUGGUCCCAACAGAGGAGGAGAAGCAGAAGAUCCAGGAGGCCCAGCUGGCUAACCCUGAUGUGCCUCUGGGGUCCGCAGAGCAGUUCCUACUUGCCCUCUCUUCCAUCAGUGAUCUCACAGCAAGACUCCAGCUCUGGGCUUUCAAGCUGGACUAUGAGAGUCUGGAGCAGGAGAUUGCAGAGCCUUUGUUUGACCUGAAAAUGGGCAUGGAGCAGCUGGCCAAAAAUCACACCUUCAAAUGCAUCUUGGCCACACUACUGGCUACGGGCAAUUUCCUAAAUGGCUCCCAGAGCAGAGGCUUUGAGCUGGGCUAUCUGGAGAAGGUCUCAGAGGUGAAGGACACGGUGCACCGGCAGUCCCUGCUCUACCAUCUCUGCCAAAUGGUGGUAGAGAAGUUCCCGGAAACCACGGACCUCUACUCGGAGAUUGCUGCGAUCACCCGCUCAGCCAAGAUCGACUUUGAUGAGCUGGCCAACAGCCUGGUGCAGCUGGAGCGAAGGUGCCGGGCAUCCUGGGACAACCUCAAGGUGAUCACCAAGCACGAGACCAAGGCGGUGCUGAAGAGCAAGCUGACCGACUUCCUCAAGGACAGCACCCAGCGCAUCGUUGUCCUGAAAGUCGUGCACAGGCGUGUCCUCAACAGGUUUCACUCCUUCCUGCUGUACCUGGGCUACCCGGUGAGCGCUGCACGGGACGUGAAGGUGACUCUCAUCUGCAAGCUCCUGAGGGAGUUUGCCCUGGAGUACCGCACCUGCCGGGAGCGCGUCCUGCAGCAGCAGAAGAAACGAGCCGCACACCGGGAGCGCAACAAGACGCGGGGCCGGCUCAUCACCGAGAUGGAGAAAUUCUCCGGUGUUACCAGCAACACGGAGACCGCCUCACCGCCUGCAGUGGUGUCCACCAGCCCUGAGCAGUGGGAGCAGGCUGAAGCAGGCCAUGAGAGCAUGAAGAGCAUGCUGAUCUCACCUACGGAGGCGCCCGCACGCCGCAGCCGCGCCAGCCGGGGGACAGGGCAAACCACCCCAACCCAGGGCUCCCCAGCCCAGGAGGACGUUCCCAGCUCCCCCGACGAUGCCUCCGAUGAAAUUAUGGACCGCUUGGUCAAGUCCGUCACGCACAAUCCCAACCCUCGUCCCUGUGCCAACAAGGAGCGCAAAAGGUCCCGCGGCAAUAGGAAGUCCUUGAGGAGGACCCUGAAGAGCGGGCUCAGUGACGACUUGAUGCAGGCGCUGGGCUUGGGGCAGGCGCCCGGCAUGGACGUUUGAGGCAGCCGGGGGAGCAGAGCGCGCCGCCAGUGCUGGGGCUCCCACUGCUCCCCUUCUCAGCUGCCAGGCCUGCUUUGGUACCCCAAGGGCAGGACACGGCCCUCUGCCAAGUGCUGGGCCAGCACUGCUGCACCUGAUGCCACCAGCGAUGCGCUUCCCAGGGCCAACACAGUCUGCACCCGUGGCCUGACCU
Nothoprocta perdicaria is the source of this 4027-nucleotide messenger RNA. It is a transcript of the gene FHOD1, whose product is annotated as formin homology 2 domain containing 1. The record is from RefSeq and is a predicted model, not a curated record. Lineage: Eukaryota; Metazoa; Chordata; Aves; Tinamiformes; Tinamidae. Gene Ontology annotation, biological process: actin filament network formation; cortical actin cytoskeleton organization. Gene Ontology annotation, molecular function: actin filament binding. Gene Ontology annotation, cellular component: cytoskeleton; cytoplasm. The coding region runs from base 7 to 3834 and encodes 1275 amino acids. The transcript is spliced from 22 exons.